GUGCCACCCACGUCCAUUUUUUUUAUGUCCAUUAUUGCACGCAUAUACCGACAUUCACGUCCCCUUCAAUCUCUCCCCUCCCUUAACCCUUCUCCAAACUCCACCAAACUCAUCACCAACCUCUCCCUCAUCUCCUUCUUCUCCUCCUUUAAAAAGUCAUCUUCAUCUUCAUUUGAACUUAACACCAUGACAAUGUCCACUAGCUCUGAAGACGUCACUUAUUCUCCUUCUAGUCAAGCUUCUCCAUUGACAGUCCAAGUGGUAUCAAGAAAAGUAUCUGAUGGUCUUCUUGUGAAGUUCUCUGAUUUAUCAGAAUUUGGUUUCGAGUAUGAAAAAAGUGGGCUGUGGUCACCGCCGGUGAGACGUGCCGCCUACUUGAGCCCCAGGGGUGUCAUUUGCACUCAAGAACAAAUCAUUAGCAAGCUCCAAAUGGUUGACAGUAAUGGUUCAUGCCAGCAAAGCUCUAGGAGAGGAAGAAGAAGCUUUGCAUGUCUUAAUGUUGGUUUGUUAAAGAGGAUAAGGUUUGUCAGAAAAAAACAGCAGAGUUUUAUGUUUUGGUGUGUAAUUAUUUUUUAACUGUAAUAUUUCUUUUGGAAUUUUACAUUACAGACAUCUUUUGUAAUAUUUUCAACUGUAACAAAAUUACAAGGCUUGUUAUAAAUUUUAUUAAGCUUUUUCUUUUCA
Molecule: messenger RNA, 684 nt
Organism: Dioscorea cayenensis subsp. rotundata (Guinea yam)
Lineage: Eukaryota; Viridiplantae; Streptophyta; Magnoliopsida; Dioscoreales; Dioscoreaceae
Exons: 2
Coding region: 25-576 (183 amino acids)
Source: RefSeq, a predicted model, not a curated record